UAUCAGAAAGUGUGUGUGUGUGCAUGUAUGUGGCUUGGCUCAUCAUCAUCAUCAUCAUUAUCAAAAUAAAUAAAUAAGUGUCAAAAAAAAAGUGCAUUAUUACUCAUUUACACCUAUAAUAAUAAUAUUUAGGUAUAAUUGGCUGAUGAAUUGAUGAUAAAAAAAAAAUUGAUUAAAUAGAGUGAUAAUAACUGGAUGGAUGAUAGUAGUCUAGAUUCAGCGGACGAGUAUACAAGUCUGAUGGAUGCUCACGUAUCUGAAAGUCGCAUUGACAAUUCUAGUCAUGUUAAUGAAAGAGCAAAAAAAAGACGUCAAAAAGUACCAGAAAAUCAAGAAAAUUCAACUAACAAUAUUCCAGAAGUAAGAAUUGAAACACCAGGUUCAUCAUCAUUAUUUGGUGGUGGUAAUGGUGGAUCAAGAAGAACAAAUGAUCAAGAAACAAGACAAAAUUCUCAUUAUCAACAACAACAACAAGAUGAUGAAGAAGAAGAAGAACUUAAAUAUGGAGCUGCUCAUGUUAUAAAAUUAUUUGUACCUGUUUCAUUGUGUAUGCUGGUUGUUGUUGCAACAAUAAGUUCAAUAAAUUUUUAUACAACAAAAGGUGUAUAUUUAGUUUAUACACCAUUUCAUGAUGAAACAGCUGAUACAAGUACAAAAGUAUGGCAAGCUGUUGCAAAUUCAUUGAUACUUAUGUGUGUUAUUGUCUGCAUGACAAUUGUACUUAUAAUAUUAUAUAAAUAUAGAUUUUACAAAGUAAUACAUGGAUGGUUAAUAUUAAGUUCAUUAAUGUUAUUAUUUAUGUUUACAACACUUUAUUGUGAAGAAGUAUUUAAAGCAUAUAAUAUACCAAUGGAUUUAAUAACAUUAUUAAUAUUUUUAUGGAAUUUUGGUGCUGUUGGAAUGAUAUGUAUACAUUGGCAAGGUCCAUUAGCAUUACAACAAGCAUAUUUAAUAUUUAUUGCUGCAUUAAUGGCACUUGUAUUUAUUAAAUAUUUACCAGAUUGGACAGCUUGGGUUGUACUUGGUGUUAUUAGUAUUUGGGAUUUAAUUGCUGUAUUAACACCAAAAGGACCACUUAGAAUACUUGUUGAAACUGCACAAGAAAGAAAUGAACCAAUAUUUCCAGCUUUAAUAUAUUCAUCAACAAUAAUGUAUAGUUUUUCAAUGACAUAUGCUGCUGGUUAUGUUGGUGCAAUAACAAUGGCAAAUAGUGAUGAUAAUAAUAGAAAUGUCGCUAGUGGUGAUGAAACUGGUUUUACAUCUGAUUGGGUUAAUAAUCAUGCUAAUCGUAGUGCACAAAGAGCUCAACAAAUUAAUCAAAUUGAUAAUCAAACAACAUCUCGUUCCAAUGAAAUACGUCCAGUAUCAUCAAUAAAUAAUCAAUACAAUCAAGAAUCAUCAAUGUUGUCUGAAGAAGAUCGUGGUGUUAAAUUGGGUCUUGGUGAUUUUAUAUUUUACAGUGUUUUAGUAGGUAAAGCAUCAAGUUAUGGUGAUUGGAAUACAACACUUGCUUGUUUUGUUGCAAUUCUCAUUGGUCUAUGUUUGACAUUAUUAUUAUUAGCUAUAUUUAAAAAAGCACUUCCAGCUCUUCCAAUUUCAAUAACAUUUGGUCUAAUAUUUUAUUUUGCUACACGUGUCAUUGUUGCUCCAUUUGCCGAUAGUUUAGCCAGUGAACAAGUAUUUAUUUAAAUUUUUUUUUUUUUUUUUUUACAAUAUUUAUUUUUAUUAUUAUCAUCAUCAUCACUUACUCACUCUUGUACUAACAAAUUACGUUGUAAAUAUGUACAACAAUAAAAAAUUAAAAAAUUAAAAAAUUAAAUAUA
Aphidius gifuensis is the source of this 1823-nucleotide messenger RNA. It is a transcript of the gene Psn, whose product is annotated as presenilin-1. Gene Ontology annotation, biological process: membrane protein ectodomain proteolysis; protein processing; amyloid-beta metabolic process. NCBI's taxonomy places the organism in Eukaryota, Metazoa, Arthropoda, Insecta, Hymenoptera, Braconidae. The coding region runs from base 196 to 1689 and encodes 497 amino acids. Gene Ontology annotation, cellular component: dendritic shaft; mitochondrial inner membrane; lysosomal membrane. The transcript is spliced from 3 exons. Gene Ontology annotation, molecular function: aspartic endopeptidase activity, intramembrane cleaving. The record is from RefSeq and is a predicted model, not a curated record.